AUGACUGAGAAGAGUGAUAUAUGUCUGCUGGGACUGAUCCUUCUCUCUUCACUAUUCACAGGUGUGAGUGGAGCAGAAGACUCUCAUGUGUUCAUCAGUUCUGGUGAAAGUGUGUCUCUGUCCUGUAAUGAUGCUCUUCAUCAAUGCUCCUCAACUACAUGGAUGCACAGUAAAUAUACAACAUCAGCUACAGUAGAAGUGUUUACUGGAGGAAUAAAGAAGAAUAACACAGAGAGAUCUGAGAGACUGAGUCUGACAUCUGACUGCUCUCUCAACAUCUAUAAAACAACACAACAUGAUGGUGGACGAUACAUCUGCACACAAUUUGUGAAUGGACAUCAUCAUGGAAAUGAUUCACUUGUUGAUCUACAUGUUCUUCAUGUGUCUUCAUCAUCAUCAUCAUCAUCAUCAUCACAGACUGAGAUAAGAGCAAACACAACUGUCACUCUCUCCUGUCAGCUGUUUACAUUUGACUGUGAUCAUGAGUUCAGUUAUGAUGGAUAUCAGCUGGUGUGGAUGAAUCAGACUGAUGUUGAUCUACAGACAGACUCCAGAUAUCAGAUUAGAUCAGAUAAACUCUGUCUCAUCUCUCUGACUACAACACUCGUGAAUGAAGAUGACAACACACAGUUGAGAUGUGUGUUCAAACACAAGAAUGACAUCAAGACCUCAGUCACAUAUACUGUCAGAUUUACAGAUUCAAACAAGAUUCUAGUGACCACCACAAACCCUGAGAGAUUCUCAACUCUUAACACACCAGAAACUACACAACAACAAGCAUCAUCUACAACAUCAAUAAUAAUAAGAGUGAUUCUAGUGAUUGUUGAGGUGUCAGUGUUUGCUGCUCCUACUGUCAUUCUUCUUCAGAUCAUCUGUGCAGGAAGAGCGCAAAACAGAAGAAGGAGUCAGAACGCUCAUCCAGAAGACACAGUGAUGUCAGCAGUUUAGGAAUAAAAUCUCAAGGGCACCUCAGUCUUUACCCGCAGGCCCUAAGAAUUGAACCGGCAACCUUCUGGUCACAAGUGCGACUCUCUUACCAUUAAACCACAACUGUCUAUAAUAUCUUCUUUUCUCUAUUAAUAUGAUAGUUCAUCCCCAAAUUAAACAUCUGUCUUCAUUUACUCAUCUUCAAAAAGCUCUAAACCCGUAUUUUUUUCCUUUACUCACACAAGAAGAUAUUUUGAAGAAUGUGGGGAAGUAAACAGUUCUGGGUCACCAUUGACUAUAGUAAUCUUUUGUUUGGUUAAACACAUUCUACUAAAUUCUUUCUUUGUGUUCAGCAGAACAAAGUAUUUUACACAGAUUUGAAACAUCUUGAGUAAAUGAUGACAGAAUGUUCCUUCUUUCAUGAACUAUUACUUUAAAUAUGCCAACAGAGUCUGACGGUUUGUGUAACUGCUUGUGUGUUACUGUAUUUGUGUAACGUAGUUAUAUUGUGUGUUGAUUUAUA
Molecule: messenger RNA, 1450 nt
Organism: Triplophysa dalaica
Lineage: Eukaryota; Metazoa; Chordata; Actinopteri; Cypriniformes; Nemacheilidae
Exons: 7
Coding region: 1-948 (315 amino acids)
Biological process (GO): interleukin-15-mediated signaling pathway; positive regulation of ERK1 and ERK2 cascade; T cell activation
Cellular component (GO): membrane raft; external side of plasma membrane
Molecular function (GO): protein tyrosine kinase binding; MHC class II protein binding
Source: RefSeq, a predicted model, not a curated record